Messenger RNA from Plasmodium gallinaceum, 678 nucleotides. Its product is annotated as methyltransferase-like protein, putative. Gene Ontology annotation, biological process: methylation. Gene Ontology annotation, molecular function: protein methyltransferase activity; S-adenosylmethionine-dependent methyltransferase activity; nucleic acid binding. The record is from RefSeq and is a predicted model, not a curated record. NCBI's taxonomy places the organism in Eukaryota, Apicomplexa, Aconoidasida, Haemosporida, Plasmodiidae. Gene Ontology annotation, cellular component: eRF1 methyltransferase complex. The transcript has 2 exons. Bases 1 to 678 code for a protein of 225 amino acids.
AUGUCAUCUUCUUCUAAAAUUAAAAAAAUUAAUUUUGAUUUUAUCUAUAAUAAUGAGGAAAUUAAAAAUAAUGUGUAUUUACCAAGUAGCGAUACUUUUACUUUCAUUGAGGCAUUGGAAAAUGAAGUAAAACAUAUCCCAUCAGAUGUUAAUAUCGCUUUAGAAAUGGGAGCUGGAACUGGGUAUUUGAUUUUAUCUUUGUAUGAAAUGCUACUAAAAAGAAACAAAAAACUUGAGCUUCUUUACUGUAUAGAUAUAAAUGAAGCAGCAUGUAACUGUAUAAAGAAUUUAUCAAAUAUUAAUAAGGUUUCAAAUGUAGAAAUAUUAAAUAACAAUUUAUUUAACAAUAUGAGAAAGUGUAACCAAUUUGAUUUAGUUUUAUUCAACCCACCUUAUGUUCCAACAGAAGAAGAUGAAAUGAACAAAACAGAUAUAGUUGCUUCCUAUUCAGGAGGUAAGUUAGGGAGAGAAAUUAUUUUGAAAUUUUUAUUAAACGUGUAUGAUUAUGUUAGCAAUAAAGGAGUUAUAUAUUUACUAUUAGAAAAAAAUAACAUACCACAUGAAAUAAUGAAUAAUGUAGAUAUAAAAAAAAGAUUUAAUUAUAUUGAAUUAAAAAAAAAAAAAACAUUAAAUGAAACAAUUUUUAUCUACAAACUUAGUAAAAAACUUAUUCCAUAA